Molecule: messenger RNA, 919 nt
Organism: Asterias rubens (European starfish)
Lineage: Eukaryota; Metazoa; Echinodermata; Asteroidea; Forcipulatida; Asteriidae
Exons: 9
Coding region: 1-912 (303 amino acids)
Source: RefSeq, a predicted model, not a curated record
AUGAAAUUGGAAUUGGAAAUGAAGUGCGACACCUGCAACAAAAUAUCCAGUAAGUUGAAAGGCCAGUCAGUCUGGGAACAUACUAGUACGCCAUACGAACCAACAAGGCAACAACUCGGCGAUGAAGACACUCUCCCAAAUGGGCUGAUGUAUCAUAACAAUAAGGAGAAACUUAUAUUACUCGGUGCCAGACCGGAACAUAAGGGAUGGUAUUAUUGUAGUAACGUCAAGUCUGAAAAGGAAUUGGUCUCCAUCCAUGUCGUCACGGUUAUCGAGAUGAGGGAAAACACAAAGUUCCAUACGUGCAUCUGUACUGUAUUCAGAGAUGAGUUCCCCCAAGGUGUACCCUGCCAAUCAGACUUCAACAUCGUUUUUCUUAGAAAAAUAUUUGAAGACAGAUUGGACGAGAAGGAGGUGGCGGAAUGUGAAACAGCGUGUCCAAAAGGCUACCAAAAACCCGAGAAAGACAAAAAUUACGUCGCAAAACAUGUAGACUUGCAUCUUCCUCGACCAAAGCUUCCCCGUGGAGAGGAAGAAGGGGUCAUAUACGUGCCCGAGGGGGGAGAUGUAGAGCUCAAAUGUCCAGGAGGCGGCAUCACAGACGCCAUCUCGUGGAAGAACGGCAGUGCAAUUAUUAAUAGCUCGAAUUUGAGGACUGACCAUGUAUUCGUCGACUACAUGAAUGUUUUGCAUAUUCGGGGCGCGACGCCCCAAGACGCUACAGGGUACGAUUGCUUUUACGGUAGCGAACAUGUUGCUAACGUCAAGCUAGUUGUGGGACUUCCUCUCCUGGUUACUGAAGAGUCCAAUGGCAAGUUGAAGUACAUAGGAUUUUUCUUCACUGGGCUGAUUGUUAUCCUAAUCUUUUUGAUGAUUAUCAAGGACAGAAAGUCACAAAAAGGACGACUAUGAAAACCGC